Molecule: messenger RNA, 2965 nt
Organism: Guyanagaster necrorhizus
Lineage: Eukaryota; Fungi; Basidiomycota; Agaricomycetes; Agaricales; Physalacriaceae
Exons: 3
Coding region: 62-2704 (880 amino acids)
Biological process (GO): protein phosphorylation
Molecular function (GO): ATP binding; protein kinase activity
Source: RefSeq, a predicted model, not a curated record
GAAAGUUUACUUUGUCACCACCACCGUUGUUCUACGCGACCGAGCCUAAAAGCAGUUCAAAAUGGCUUUCGCAGGAUUCUUCCUUGACCCCCUGUUGUCGCUCUACCCUCCUCGAGCUUGUAUGCCUUCCAAUGCGAGCGGUUCCAGCUCUUCGGAGGAUACUUCAUCCUCCUCAUCUUCACCCUCAUCCUCGUCGUCGUCAUCGUCAUCCUCCUCUUCUUCUCCCCCCACUUCACAGAGAAAAACUCCGCCUCCAAAUGGGCCUGUUCUCAAACAACUGCGCUCCUCUGUGCAGAGCACCCCGCUCAGCAAUCACGCCCAAACCGUGAAUCCAGCUGCCAAUGCGGAUUAUCUUGUCGCAGAUUUCGAGCGGUACAUCAUAGAAGAUCUCAGAAACCGCGUUUUCAUGUCCGCCGACCAUUAUUUCACUAAUAUUCUCCAUCUUCCUCACGACUGGCGGACAAAUGACGACAUAAAAUCCGAAAUCAAAGCCCUCAAGGACAACGCUGUAUUCAAGAAUCGUGUAAAAACCUACGUUGCAUUAUGCAAUAAGCGCAAGCCUGGGGAAAAAGCAUUCUAUCAUCCCCAUAGCCUGAUGUGUAACAGCGCGUUCGACUUUCUCGGUGCCACUGAAGACUCUGCACUCGGAAUGUAUCGACAAGACGCGAAGCCAGUUGACGGCGGUUUGGAAAAGAACGUCCCUGACACCUUGGGUGUUCUUCGCGCCAUGUUCAACAGUUCCGGAAACGUGGUUGACAACAUGAAGGACAAAGGCCCAGAGUAUAACUUUUCGUGGGCACAAGCAAUGCAUUGGCAGGAAUUCAAGCCCAAGGCAUACUAUCUCGACGAGGGGACCGAUGCUAAGUACAGAGUUCUAACAGCUGGCAAGAAAGAUCCUCGGGGAAAAGUGCGGGGAAAAACCACUGUACAUCGAGACCCUGGGAGCAUCCUACCCCCCGUCAAGUCGCGCACGAGCUCCGCAUCGAACAAGCGUCGUUUGGAAGACGACACUCGUGUCCGGUCCAAGUAUCCACGCUCUGGAACGACGCCCGAAGUUUCGGAGGCCAGGAAACGGACAGAGCAAUCGGCGUCACUCAGUUCUGUAAAAGGGAGUGUGCCAGGGGAUAGAACAAAGAAAGAAGCAAAAGAAUCCCGAGCGCGACGUGCAGUCCGGCUCCAGUGUGGUCGUUAUGCCCUCGAGAUGCUAUCUAGCGCAGGUUUUCGGACGCACUGCAUUGGUGCUCUUGUUGCGGCAGGACGCAUACAACCCCUCUACUACGAUCGCUCCGUCAUCAUUGUGUGCAAACCAAUUGACAUGUUUAAAUCGCAUGGCAAGCGGCCGAAGACUAUCGAAGAGGUAGUGACGGAUGAGUUCGCGGCAAUGCUCAUCGGAUUGAGUCGCCUUACUCUGAAGCAGCGGGGCAUCCAAGAAGAAUUCUGCGAUGACAGAGCGCUCAUCGAGAAUCACAAGGUGUACGUGGGUAGGUGUGGCAACCCCAAGGACAAGGAGAAUUUCGACAAGACGGCUAUCUUCGUUGGGGUGAAGCUGAAGCUGAAGCUAGGUGAAGAUGAUAAGAAGGUUGAGGUCACGCUUGGCCGGGUUAUAUCGCGUCAGCCUGGGAUUGUCGGUCGGGAUACUUGUGUCGUUGAGGCGACAUCGGAGCACGAGGAGUGGAAGGGUAAAGAACUGGUCGUCAAGAUCAGUUGGCCUGCUGCCAGUCGAAGAUCAGAGGCAGAGUUUGUCAUUAAAGCCAGAGAGAAGUCGCGAUCCAUGCGGCAAGGGAAAAGGCCGGACUGGGCGCUAGACCAUUUACCCGACAUUCUUCUUUCUCAAGACUUCGGCAACGAUGCGGAUUCCACCCAAGCGAAUCUCGUGGCAUUUUUCGCAAAGGCUUUAUUCGCAGAUGAGGAAAAGUUCGAGUAUGAAAAACGCGUCUGCCGAGUCACCGUCCAGGAGAGGUUGUAUCCUCUCGAAGAAUUGCAGACGGUUGAAGAUUACGCUCAGGUCUUUUUCGAUAUUUUGCAGAUUCACAAAUGGCUGUAUGAUCACCCAGGAAUCCUUCACCGUGAUAUCAGUCCCGGGAAUAUUAUGUGGCGCCGAACUGUCGAUGGUCAUUUACGUGGAGUCCUCAACGACUUUGACUUGUCCUCCUACCGACAUGAGACUGGCCCUUCAUCGCGUCAGCGCACUGGUACGCUACCAUACAUGGCACAUGAGCUCCUGAUCAACGACGAAAAUGGGCAACCACCCAAGCACCUCUAUCGACACGAUGUCGAGUCCAUCUUCUACAUCAUCCUCCUUCUCUGUUGUCGUUACAAAGUCGAGGCUAAACAAGACCCCGCUGGAGGCUCAAUCCUGGAACGCACGCAAGUCCGUUCCUCAUUCGACAGCUGGUAUAAAGCCGGUCGUGAUGAUUUGAAUGACAAGAAAGGCAAUUUCAUAAUGUCACGUGGCUUUUCCGCAGUGAAUAGUGGUUUCACUGACUUUCGGCCUUGGUUAAGGGACCUUCGUCAACAAUUCAUGGAUGGGUUCUAUGAUCAGCAUUCACAUGCGCUACGCGAAGAAUGCGGAAAAGUCACGAAGCCCUUUGACGACGAAACUCUGCAGAACCACAUUACUUACUCGGUGGUCCUUAACAUUUGUGGUGAAUUUGCUGGUUCGCCCCUUGAAGUACACAAUGACCAGCCCGAAGAGGUUGCCUAGUAUGGGAUAAUCGUUGCUGAAUAUGUCCGUAGCAUUAUAUAUUUUUGUGGCCUACGUACUAGUUAUUCCUUGCUAUGCCUAACCGACGUGUAUACAAAUCAUCUGCAAGGCCUUGGAUCCAGAGAGAAUACUUGAUACUACAGUUCCAGCCCUGAUAUCAGCGUCUGUGAAAGGGCGUGGGACUUUUACUACCAGAAAGCAAAAUUUGCCUUCACUCUUCAGUCUCCAUAACGUACUUCCAUCUCAAACUUUGCUCUUUAU